This is a messenger RNA of Cuscuta campestris, 1779 nucleotides long. Lineage: Eukaryota; Viridiplantae; Streptophyta; Magnoliopsida; Solanales; Convolvulaceae. The record is from the annotation of a GenBank genome assembly.
GAUACAAAUGGGGUAAAAUUUUUGGUGUAAGUGUAGCAUGGUUCAAUAAAAAAAGAUGGAGUAAAAAAUAAAAUUGUCAUUCAAUACAUAAACCCUUUUUUCCUCCAAUUGCCAUCCAAUUCAACCCGCCCCGAUGUCCAUCAACCAUUUCCCUAAGCUCCAUUUCCAGUUAUCCGCGCUCGCUUCCAAACCCAAACUCCUAAUCUCCUCCGCCAACCCCAUCGCCGCCUUCUCCACCUCUUCCUCCCGGCUUCUCAGAGCUCCGAUAAUCGCCGGUUCUAUUGAGAACAGCCCGCCGGAAACCUCAAUCGGGAAGCUGUAUUUUCCGCCGGGAACCGAUGCAUCCGGAGAGUUUGGUUCCCGGAUUCUCAAGGGGUCCAACAUAGUGCUCAGCAAGUACGCCGGAGACGCGCAGGUGGAUCGGGCGGAGUUUGUGAAGAGCAGCGUGAGCACAGAAGAUUGCCCAGCUGAUGGGUUGCCGGAGUUCGCGCUCGUUGGGCGGUCUAAUGUGGGGAAAUCGUCCCUGCUCAACUCCAUUGUUAGGCGCAAGAAGCUCGCUCUUACUUCCAAGAAACCCGGCAAGACACAAUGCAUCAACCAUUUCCGGAUAAAUGAUAGCUGGCAUCUUGUUGAUUUGCCUGGAUAUGGGUAAAUGAUUUUCUGUUUGCAUGUGGUGUUUUUUUCUCUAAAAUACAUCGUACUGGUUUGCCAUAUUAGACUUUACAAGUUUGGAGAAUAUACUGUCCUGGUUGGAUAAUCAGUCUCCCUUUUUCCCCUAUACUAAUACUCUGAAUAACAGAAUAAGCAUAUAAUCUUUCAUUUGCAAUUGAUUGUUUCAAAGUGAUUUCUUCUAUGCUGACUUCUAAUGAAUUGUUCACUUGAAUCUUGGAGUGCCUAUGAGUCCAACAAAUGGACGGGCUUAAUGCCUCUUUUGCAAACGUUCUAGGGCUCUGGCGUGAGGUAGGUUUGAUGCCUUGAGGGGUUGUACUAUUUGGAACUGGAAGAUUUUAUGAUGCUUUUGUUUCAUUUACUUUCAUUUUGAGUUAUUGGAUUUGGAGUAAGGUGAUUGAAAAUCCAAUGCUCUUUGCACAAGGUAUGCUGCAGCACCACACGAAGUGCGUAAAGAUUGGAACAAGUUCACCAAAGACUAUUUUCUGAAACGGUCAACUCUUGUCUCGGUAUUCCUUCUCAUAGAUGCUAGCAUCCCUGCAAAAAAGAUUGACCUUGAAUAUGCAAGUUGGCUUGGGCAGAACCAGAUUCCGAUGACAUUAAUUUUUACCAAAUGUGAUAAGAGGAAGAAGAAUAAGAAUGGAGGGAAAAGACCCGAAGAGAACGUCGAAGAUUUUCAAGAGCUAAUUCAACACUUCUUCCAAACUGCUCCACCUUGGAUUAUGACAAGCAGCGUCACGAACCAAGGCCGCGAUGAGAUAUUGUUACACAUAUCUCAACUACGCAACUACUGGCUCAAGCAUUGAUCGAGGUUUCGAACAGCGUGUUAAACCCGGCGUUCGGUUGCUCAGAAAUUAGGGUGCAGUUUGGUUCAGCCAUUGUUGACAUCUACCACCAGCAAGUAAGCUUGUUUAUGCUGUGUAUGUGGUGGGUUUGCACCCUAAAAUAAGAGUGAAAAUGGUUGAAAAUGAAAAAUGUGUCGUUGGAAUUUGUUUAUAUAUUGAAAUUAUACUAAGCGCGCAUGAAUUUAUCAUUUAUAAUGCCGUUGUAUUCGAAUGGCGUCUCUUGGAAACAAUAUCUUUAUGACCAAGUAGGGGAUAUAUUUGCUUA